Salvelinus sp. IW2-2015 is the source of this 3997-nucleotide messenger RNA. Its product is annotated as transmembrane protein 229A-like. The record is from RefSeq and is a predicted model, not a curated record. Lineage: Eukaryota; Metazoa; Chordata; Actinopteri; Salmoniformes; Salmonidae.
AAAAAAACAGAACAGCCAGAGCGAUUCCACAAAGAAAUAAGGAAAACUUUAAAAAAAAAUACAAAUCCACAUUAUAUCAAUUCAAAUACAGACAUGUAGCGAAUACAUUUUUAAGACAUUUUGUUUUGUGUACGUUUUAAUGAUUCUAAAUAGUUUUCCAAAUCAGAUUUUUAAAAAUAAGAAAAGGGCCUUUUUCUUCAUAGAUUUUGAUUUGUGCAUGAAAAAUGUUCCUAAUAAAAGAAAGAGAUUUAUGACAUACUCACGUCCAAUUGUGGAAUCAGUGUAGUAAAAUAAUAUGUCAAACUUAGAUAUUUCAAUGGUUGUAUGCAUUUUGUUGCCAAGAUAUAGUUUUACAUCAGUCCAGAACACUUCACUAUGUAAACAAUAACAGAAUAAGUGUUCAAUAGAUUCGGUUUCUAGUUCACAAAAACUGCAAUCACUGUUAACAUCAGGUAUAUAUUUAGAAAUCAAUAUUUUACACGGGUAGAAUCUAUGUAUAAUCUUUAAAGGAGACCUCGUUUACUUUAUUGGUCYCCAUAAAUMUGUGUGGCGUGAGUCAAGCACGGCGCCAGUUUACAUCAAACGAUGAAGCCCAACAAAAUAUCACAGAGGGAAUAGACAUCCUGUAGAAAAUAUCCCUUAAUAAACGAUUGUUACAUUUCUUAUCUAGUAAACCUAUGCCAUUCACGUGGAUAUCGCUUACAAAAGGAGUUAUUCCAAAAUAUGCAUUAUUCUGAAGUAAAGAUUUUAUCCCACUGGGUAUAGCUUUUAUAACCGUGUCAUAUUCCUUGCUUGAAACCUCAAAGUUGUAUCUAGGAAUAUGACAUUACCUACACGCGUGAUCUGGGAUUUCUAUUGGAGAAGCAGUUUCUGCCUAUCUUCAUACUGUAGUCCUACUGUAUUUGACUUUUGUGCCUGUUGUUCACAAGCGUAUCUGCCCUCUCGUUGGCUAGAAUGGUCCCAUCUGAUCUCGCCUCCUCCCACCUACCUUCCAUCUUUGAGGACAUGUAUGUCUAUUGUUAAAGCGGUCACUCGACUAUCUUAUCAAUAUAAUAGAACAUCUUUGCUGUGGCUCAGGUGCAAAGCCGCUAACGACACCGCGGCAGCUCCGUUAAAAGUACAGAAUGUGCCAGGAAAAAAGAACAAGCGCUGCUCUCUGAUUCUCUCCGAGGAGAGAGAGAGAUCAACCAUGGCCAGUUGUCGGAGAGAGAGCCCGCGGAGCCGGGCAGGACAGGGAGGUGGCAGUCUGAGAGCAGCGAGGAAGCCCCGGCAGAGAGAUCCAUCCAGCGAGUUAGGGGACGCGGGCGAAUCAAUGACAGAUCUACCACAAUGGUUGCGGCUUUAUUUCUAUGGGAUGCACGGUAUCACUUUGGAUAUCCUCCUGUCGUCGGUACAGGGGCUUUUGGCUGACAGCGACCCCAAACUGUUCGGUUUUUCCUCCCCGUACCUCUGCAUCAUGCACUCGGUGACCCAUUUCUUGCUGGAAAAAAUAUAUUCGCAAAAGAAGUGCUUUCAAGGACGCACAGUAGUUUUUCACCUUGUUUUCUAUCCCUCUGUGUACAUCGGGCUGCAGAUCCUGAUUGGGAAUAUAAACACGCUGACCGAGCACGUUAGAAUAGUCUCUGCCACUCAUCUCGUCGUUCARUACCUACUGUCCCUGUACUUCACCCAAGUAUUCCACAAGGGGCUUGCGCGGCUGCGCUACCACUGCCCCGGGAAACGGACCAUGUCUACCCCGGAAAAGCGCACCCUUGAGCCGCUUCCUAAUAACGGUCUGCCCGAUGUUGUGCGAUUCCUCUUCUUUGGAAUGCACGGCUUUCUGGACGAGAUCKUUUUUACCUCGAUWUUCAACCUUGUGGAGAAAURGGACCGGACCAUGAGRGGCCACACGUCKCUGUGGUCCUUCCUGAUGUACGGYAGCUGCAGCUUCGUGGUAGAGAAACUCUACCUGCAUUUGCACUUCAGACGGGGCUGGAGCACCUGGAGGCGGCUCCCCAUCUAUAUCUGCUUCAUCUACACCUGGGAGUUCUGUUGGGGGCUGGCGCUGCGGCAGUACGGCGCAUGCUCAUGGGACUAUUCCCACUAUCCAUUCAACUUCAUGGGCCUGAUCACGCUCCUCUACCUGCCCGGAUGGGUCUGCAUCAGUCUCUACCAGGAUAUUCUGUCCAGCGUUCUGCUGCGCGUGGUMGUGUGUGCCAAAGACGAGGAUUGAGGCCACUCAGGGCAGGGCGCUGGCAUCAACGUCUGCCAUGUGUCCAGGAAAAAACUGCAUUAUAGGCCUAGGUCACAUCUGAUUUAGGGACUAUUGAUACUAAUACAAAUAAAGAAGAGGACAUUUAAGACCAUCAUUUGGGUACCCGGACUUAAAUAAUGUGUAUUUCCCCUGUGGAAAUGUGGAAUUGAUGUGGCUGUUUAGACAGCAUCUUUUAUCAAUGAUUCUAACAAAUAGCCUAGCAAUUUGUGACAGGUAGCCUAAAAGCACAGACAUGCCUUGCCUGGCAUGUGAUUUAGUUUAGUUUACACAUAAAACUUAAAAGCCAUACAUGCACAUGAAUAAAAUCAUCGAGGAUAACACACAAUAAAGUCUGGGACUUAUUUCCAUUGUGGUCCUCUUGAGACAAGAUGGAUAUACUGUGUGAUGACACACAGACAUGCCUUCUGCUGUCAUGACAUCUGCCAUUUCUAACUUUGAUGUAGAUGAAACAAGAAUAUUUGACAUUUUACACUUCACUUGCUUGCUCAUGAUUUUAGAGCUGUGAAUUAUUUCCUAAACUAUAUUGACAAAGUCAGCCAUACGCAUGGUGGCACCAUUUGACUGGGUUGGUCUCUUCAAUCCCAGAGCAUGUUCUGAACUCAUUUCUGCAUGGCUGCAUUCAUGAUCACUUAAUUGCUUAAAUCUUAUUACCUUCAAAGAAUGCAUGACAUUUGGAAAUAAAAUAGGUUCUAAAAAGUUCAAAAUGUAUGUAGCAUGAGAUGUAAUCGAACAGAAUAGAACGGGUGGUGGACCGAAUUCAUUUCACUGUGAAUCUUUUUCUGAACCAAACCUUAACCUUACUGUGUUGGAGUGCCUUUCUGAGCAAACCUACAGACAGCUGGACUAAAGACAAACUGAACUACACUGUGGGCCAGUUUCCCCCUAGUCCUGGCUGAACUAAAAAAGAAGCUCAAUGGGGAAUUGAAAGAGCUUUUUAGUCUACAACUAUAGGCUUAAUCMGGGUCAUGUAAACAGGCAAUGUGUGCCAAUCAGACAGACCCUGAGGAUCAGCUUUAAUCUUCUCCCUUCUUUACAUAGGGACAUCCCAGCCCCAGGCUUGUUUACCUCACAUUUAUAAAGCAACAGAGCACCAGUCAGCUUUUUAUGGUUUACACUCUAUAGGUUGAUCUGGAGUGGGCAAUAUCAGCAGUCAGCAGACCUGGGUUCAAAUGCUACUUGAAAUCUUUCAGGCACUUUCACUGUUUGUUUUAACUUGCCUGGAGUGCGAGACGGGCGGGGUUUGAAUGUUUGCGGCUAUUCUAUUGGCUCCACGCCAGGAAAGCUCAAUCAAGCCUAGAUAAAGUAUUUGAAAUGAUUUCAAAAUAGUAUUUGAAUCCAGGUCUGGGAUCAACCUCCAGGUAUAGAGCCCUUUGCCCUUUGGCAUAGAUCUUUCUGCCUGUUUUAUUUCCUCGUUUGCCACUGUACCACACGGUAACGUCUCAUGUUCUCUCUGAGAGGCCAAACACAUACAGUAUGUGAGGAUACCUGGCACUGUGACUUCAUUAGCAACCUGUUCCAACAGUAUACUCUUUGGAAAGUUUUGAAACGUAUAGUUUUUGCUCUUGUACUGAUUUUAUGAUUCUCUAGCAUGUUUUUAAUGCAUUUUACUGCCUGCCUUCGUCAGUCCUGGGGAUUCRGUGAAACGAUGGUUGGAGGUAACUGAAAGCUGGUAAUAUUGAUGAGUAACACUAGUCCAGGGAAAAAGAUCGUAUAACAUAUGUUAUUAAAAUAUUACAACUUUUA